This is a messenger RNA of Schistosoma turkestanicum, 2058 nucleotides long. Lineage: Eukaryota; Metazoa; Platyhelminthes; Trematoda; Strigeidida; Schistosomatidae. The record is from the annotation of a GenBank genome assembly.
AUGCUAAUUUCUAGUUUGCUCAGUUUAUAUACUUAUCUAUCUGGUGAUUGUUUGAUAUUAAAUUGGUUGUUUGGUGGCAUUGACAUAUUUCCUGAUAUAUCAUUACACGAAAAUGUUGUCCCUCAUAUCACAGAUGCUAUUAUUGAAUGGGUUACUAAUGUUUCUCAAAUCCCAGUAGAUGAAAGUGGUUCGACCCCAGAGGUAUGCAUUAUUGAACUUGGUGGUACUAUCGGUGAUAUUGAAUCUAUGCCCUUCAAUCUGUUGGAGAGCCUAAAACCAAGCCUACGCAACGUACGUGAACUGCGUGCCUGUGGCUUACAUCCAGAUCUCCUAAUGUGUCGUUGUAGUUCACCGCUACCCUCCAGUGUCAUUAACAAAAUCAGCUUAUUCAGUCAAGUUGCAGUAGAACGUGUUAUUGUUUCCCUAGAUGUUAAUGAUUUAUACGAAGUACCUAUACGAUUAAAUGAUCAAAAUUUAUGCUCAAUUCUACUGGAACACUUUCAACUGAAUCCGAAACAACAUAUUGAAUAUCCAAUUCUUGGUAAAUGGAAAGCAUUAAUUCGUCAAAUAGAACUGGCAUCUGAAAUUGUUCGUAUUGCUAUAGUUGGAAAAUAUACCAAAUUUAAUGAUGCUUAUUUGUCAUUGUUAAAGGCUCUUCGUCAUGCUGCAAUUUAUACAAACUUAAAAUUGGAUCUUUCACUUGUAUGUGCUGAAGAUCUUGAAGAAAACACUCGUAUCCUAAGUCCAGAUGCAUUUCAUCAAGCCUGGCUCACGUUGAGUAGCUCUGAUGCCGUUGUUGUUCCUGGUGGUUUCGGUCAACGAGGUAUUGACGGUAAACUAGCUGCUAUACGCUUUUGUCGAGAAAGAGGUGUUCCAUUUUUAGGCCUUUGUUUAGGUCUCCAAUGUGCUGUAAUUGAAUUUGCAAGAAAUGUUCUCGGUUGGGAAGACGCUAAUUCUACUGAAUUUGAUCCAGACACCGCUUACCCAGUGAUCAUUGAUAUGCCUGAACAUAAUUCCGGAAUUAUGGGUGGAACAAUGCGACUUGGUCGACGUCGUACAUUAUUGUAUUUAUCAGAAAUUUCUAAAUCCUAUUUAAAAUGUACUGAUGAAUAUUCUGAACAUUCUGAAUCAAAAUCAAAAGAUUCUUAUGAAUGUGAAGUGAUUGAUUCAUGCGCAUCAUCAGAUGCUCUUUGUUCAGAUAGUAUAGUGCAUCGAUUAAUUAAUUCACCAUACUUUGAUGCACGUCAUCGGCAUCGAUAUGAAAUUAAUCCAAAAUAUGUAGAUCAAUUAGAAGAAUCCGGUCUUAUUGUUGUUGGUCGAGAUGCAGAAACUGGCAAUCGUAUGGAAAUUAUUGAACUAUUACAACCUUUGCCUCGAAUUGAAGGCAUUUCAAAUUUAGAAAAUCAAUAUCCUACUAGACAUCCAUUUUUUGUAGCUACUCAAUUUCAUCCGGAAUAUACAAGUCGACCUACUCAUCCAUCAAUAUUCUUUGUUGGACUUGUACUAGCUGCAUCGAAACGUUUGACUGCUUAUGUGAAAAAUCCUUAUCGACUUAGUCCUACUCAAUUUCUAUUAGAUGGAAAUAAUAGAAAAGAUAAUAUGGAUCUAUCUAAAAUAAGUACACCUAGAAAAUUAAAAGAUACUCUGAAUCAUAGUAGAUCGGAAACAUCCAAUAUAAGCAGUGAGUUCGAUCAAUGAGUAGUAGUAAAUUGAUGAGCUAGCUCAGUUAGCACUAAUUUCUAAGAAGAGUUCAAUAAAUUGUUAUUCGUCCAUCGAUUCGUUCGUUAUUUAGUAUUAUUAUCAGGAGGCAGCGAUAACACCACUGCAUUAAAAAGAAUUUUUUUUAUACAAGUAGACUUCAUGUUUAUGUAUUUUAAAAAUACUGCUUUUUUUAAGAAAAAAAAUUUAAACUAACUGAUUUGUAAUACAAAUCAAUAAAGAGUGCAUUCAUAUUGUGUUGUGCUAAAAAAAAAAACUAUUUUUGAUAGAGAUUUAUUAUUUUUUUGAAAAAAUAAGAAUUAAAUAGUUUAUUAUUUUUUUUAAUUUAAAAUCAAUAAA